Molecule: messenger RNA, 664 nt
Organism: Gossypium arboreum
Lineage: Eukaryota; Viridiplantae; Streptophyta; Magnoliopsida; Malvales; Malvaceae
Product: nuclear polyadenylated RNA-binding protein 3-like
Exons: 2
Coding region: 221-583 (120 amino acids)
Source: RefSeq, a predicted model, not a curated record
GCAGGCAGAUUGGUUCUGAAUUUAAUAAGGGUUCAAAUUCAGCAUGCCAACAAUGCCCACAGCCACACUCUCUUUUUCUUCUUUAAUUUAAUAUUUUAUUUUAAUCUAUCUAUCCAUCAGCUAUAGUAUACAAAAGUCCUUUCAUGUUAUAAAAAGAGAGACUUGAAAACAAAACAAAACUACUGGUGAUUCGGAAUCUGGGUGUUGUUUCGAUCCUGCCAUGUCUGUUAUUAACCGUGAUGAUGAUGAUGAUGGUGGUGGUGGUGGUGGUGGUGGUGAUGAUGAUGAUGAUGCAGAGUCAUGUAGCUGUGAUACUACUACAUCUGAUGUUGUUCAUGGUGUUAGAGAGGUUAAUAGGUUUGAACAGAAAGCAAAUGAUGAUGACGACGACGACGACGACGACGAUGAUGAUGAUGGGGAGGUGGUGGAGAUGCGAAAGGAGGUUCGUUUGCAUAAAAAAUGCAGGGAUGAUAGGCGGUUCAAUGGAGGAGCGGCCAAAGACAAGAAAUCAUCUACUGUUGAUUCAACCAAAACCCCGAAAGAAAGGAACAGGUUAUUUUGGGAAGCUUGCCUAGCAUCUUAAGCUGUUAAAUAUUUAUUAUAUCUGCAAUUACCAUUAAGUGUGAUAUAAUUGAAAAUACAUAAAUAACUAUUCUUUAACUCA